GACUGCGAUCCAACAAUUGUUAGCAACGAUGGAUGGACAUGCAUUCACUUUGCAUGCAUGUGGGGGAAGCUGGAUGUGGUUACUGGAGAACACUAACUGUGAUUCAAGUGUCAGGAUCACGAAUGGCAUAAGCAACGUGGCGUAAUAGGUUGUCUGGCCAAAGAUUCUAAUUUCAAUCCCAAUAAUGCAGACAACAAUGGAGAAACUCCUCUGCACAUUGCCUGCAGGUAAGACUUGUGUUAUGUGUACUCCCUUACAGUAAACAUGUUGUAUCAACUCUAACCCCAAAACUGCAUCAAAUGUUUAACUGUACAAGAAAGCAGUUCAUGGCAGUGCUAACUCACUUACAUUACAAUAUGCAUCAUUAAAACGAACCCCAGGAAAUGAUCAUGGCUCCAAAACUCACGGCAAACA
This is a messenger RNA of Geodia barretti, 414 nucleotides long. The record is from the annotation of a GenBank genome assembly. NCBI's taxonomy places the organism in Eukaryota, Metazoa, Porifera, Demospongiae, Tetractinellida, Geodiidae.